CAGUUUGAGGGUUUUAGUUUCAUUUCUAGGGUUUAAACAUUUCACUCUCCACUCUCUCUCUCUCUCACUCUCUCUCUCUCUCAGCAUGUGGGCUCUUCGUCGAACUUCGAUUCGCCUCACGCUAAGAAAUCAAGUACUUAAUCGUGCUUCUUGUGUCAAAUUAAUACCAAACACGGUGGUGGAAUAUGAGGAUGCUGUUCCUCAUCAUGGUAGAUUUCUGUCAACCAGCCACACAUUUUACCGCACAGACCACAAAUUUACUGUCAGCAGCCGGCAACUUUCGUCACAAGCUGAUGCUAGUAACAACAAAGAGGAUGAUGUUGUUGAUAAUGAUGGCGUGGAGAUUGAAGAUCGUUUGUCUGAACCGGACCUGACUGAUGGUGAUGACGGUGAUGAUGGUGGGAAAUUACAAGAUGAGCUGGAUUUGUCUGAUACUGAGAGUGAUCCAGCUGAGGAGGAGAAAACAUCACGGAGAGCAAAGAGUCGGUCUGAAUUAUUCAAGGCGAUUGUAAGUGUUCCAGGUUUGUCUGUUGAUUCUGCUCUCAACAAGUGGGUUGAAAAAGGUAAAACAUUAACCAGGCAAGAGAUCGUGCUGGCCUUGAUUAAUCUUCGAAAGCGUAAAAUGUAUGGAAGGGCUUUGCAGCUCUUGGAUUGGCUAGAGUCAAACGAAAAGCUUGAAUUUACUGAGAAAGAGUAUGCUUCUAAACUUGAUAUGAUUGCCAAAUUGCGUGGCCUACAAAAGGCAGAACAAUUCCUUGCGCAUGUUCCAAACUCUUUCAGAGGAGAAUUAUUAUACAGAACAUUACUAGCUAACUAUGCUAGUGUGUUCAAUUUGGGUAAAACAGAGGAAACAUUCAACAAAAUUAGGGAGUUAGGUUUUCCUAUUACACCAUUUGCUUGUAACCAGUUACUUAUCCUUUAUAAGAAGAUUGACAAGAAGAAAAUAGCUGACGUUUUACUUAUGAUGGAAAAGGAGAAUGUCAAACCUUCUCCUUUUACUUAUAAAAUUUUAAUAGAUGCUAAGGGCCUUUCCAAUGAUAUUGAAGGAAUGUCUCAAAUUGUUGAGACAAUGAAGGCAGAAGGUGUCGAACUAGACCACCAAACACAGGCAGCCCUGGCUAGGCAUUAUGCCUCUGCCGGGCUUACAGAAAAAACUGAAGCUAUAUUGAAGGAGAUUGAAGGUGAAGACUUGAAAGAGAAUAUGUGGGUAUGUCCAACCUUGCUCCGCCUUUAUGCAAUUUUGCGAAGGGAUGAUGAAGUGGAAAGAAUUUGGAAGGCUUGUGAGUCAAAACCUCGGGUUGAGGACUGCCUUGCAGCAGUUGAAGCUUGGGGCAAGCUGAAGAAAAUUGAAAAAGCAGAGGAAGUUUUUGAGAUGAUGUCAAAUAAAUGGAAACUUACCGCCAAAAACUACUCAGUACUCUUGAAAAUUUAUGCAAGGAAUAAGAUGCUAAUCAAGGGUAAGGAUCUUAUUAAGAAAAUGGGAGAUAGUGGGUGCGUAAUAGGUCCAACGACAUGGGAUUCAAUUGUGACACUUUAUGUUCAAGCAGGGGAAGUCGAAAAGGCAGACGCUGUUUUGCAGAAGGCACUACAGCAGGGUAAACUGAGGCCAAUGUUUAAUACUUAUAUGACUAUUAUGGAGCAGUAUGCAAGGAGAGGUGACGUCCAUAAUGCGGAGAAGAUGUUCUAUAGAUUGAGACAAGCUAAUUAUGUUUCUAGAAUAACUCCGUUCCAUGCUCUAGCACAGGCUUAUAAAAAUGCCAAACUACCGGCAUAUGGGAUCAGGGAGAGGAUGAAAGCUGAUAACAUAUUUCCCAACAAAGCUUUGGCUAACCAAUUGGCUCAACUUGAUCCAUUUAAGAAAACUGCAGUUUCCGAUUUGCUUGAUUGAGGAGGAAACUAGCAUAUUCUGCCUCAUGCUUCUACUUUUUUCAAAUGCUAUUGUUAGAUAGUUUGAUGCUAUGAUUCAACUUCCCAAAUUCGAAUAUUUUGUCUUGUACUAAAUACUGCAUAAAUAGGUUUUAUGAUUUCAUUGGGUCCAUUUGUUGAGAGC
Molecule: messenger RNA, 2050 nt
Organism: Trifolium pratense (red clover)
Lineage: Eukaryota; Viridiplantae; Streptophyta; Magnoliopsida; Fabales; Fabaceae
Product: pentatricopeptide repeat-containing protein At1g80270, mitochondrial-like
Exons: 3
Coding region: 86-1888 (600 amino acids)
Cellular component (GO): mitochondrion
Molecular function (GO): protein binding
Source: RefSeq, a predicted model, not a curated record